GAGACCCCGGUGCACGAGGUCGCGGCCGACGACUCCACGCUAUGAAACUUCUCGUCCUCCGUCAAUCGCCGAGAAACGAACGCGCCGCCGCCGCCGCCGAGCGCGCGCAAGAGGAAGCGAGAGGACCGUUCCUCUCUCCACCUCUCUCUCUUUCGUAAAGAGUGCGAGCGCGCUUAACCUCUAAAAGCCUGCCUCGUCGUUCGUCUCUCGUUUCCGUCUCUCCUGCCGCGGUUCCCCGCGGACCCCCGUCGUCGUCGUCCGGCCCGUCGGUAAGCGCGGCACGGCGAAGCGAACGCGGGAAGCGCGUGAACGCGGACGUCUUCGUCACCGCAUCCCAUCGCGGCAUCGGUAAUCGGCAUCGCAUCGAUCGACUCGAUCGCGAGGGUGACGGGCAAACCCAUCGUGGAGAGACCACCGAGUCGCGAACGCGAGACUCCGUAUCACCCUCGUCGCCGUUGCCUUAUCGCGCACGAUACAGCUAGUCUCCUGCCUUCGCCGCCGCUUCCUCGCGCGACUCCAGUGUCCGUAAACGCACCGCGCGAAUGUAGGUUGUGAUAUGCAAACAACCGAACGUUCCAUUCCACGGUGCCCCCGUGAUUUUUCCUGUUCCCGAUUGCCGAGUCUUUCGAUUUCCUUUUAGACAAAGGAAUGUCUGUCUGAGCGGGCUAGAAAUAAAGAAGUCCGCGGUGGACAAUGCAGCAACCCAGAGGUCAGUGUCUUUAGUGGUAGCCGUGCAGUUACGAAGCCUGUGAAAGAGUGUAUGGUGCAUUCCUUGUAUUCCGUGUCCUCUGCCAUCGCGACCGCGUGGACAGCUUCUCCUCGAGAGCCGUACCGUCGCUUUCUACCAUUGUGUGUUCCUUGAUAUUGCACCGGACUAAUGGUGACAGUGAUAAUAUGUCAUCAUAGGAUGGUCUACGUUCGACUAAGAGCUAAUGCCGAGCUUCACGGUGGAGAAAUAGGACAUGCUCGAUGAAAACAAUGCCUAAGUAGAGGAACACAUGUUCUGGGAAUUGAUGGGUAUAUGCUUUUCCUGCAGGAGACCCACCAGCGGCAGGUUGAACAGUAAAAUAUCUGAGCAUAUCUCGGCCUCCGUAACACCUCUCCAUGUUUGUCUGGAGGAACAAAGAAGACCAGAACUGGGCUCAUGUGACGCCUCACAAGCUCACAAGCCUCAGGUUAAAAGAACCUUUGAAAAUCAAAAAACAGAAGAAGAGAUUCCCGAGGAGGUGGCGGAGAGUGAUUCGAUCGAAAUCGAGACAGGAGAGUUAAGACAAAGCCAGCCGAGCAUGGCCAAUACUAUCAGCAACAUGAAGAUGACUAAUCCCAUAAAAGGACUUGUUAGCAAACGCCGCAAACGUUUCACUGAAGAUGGUUUUAAUCUUGAUCUCACAUAUAUAAAAGCGAAUCUAAUAGCUAUGGGUUUUCCUGCUGAGAAGCUGGAAGGAGUGUACAGAAAUCACAUCGAUGACGUUGUUAAGCUGCUUGAAUCGAAACAUAAAGACCAUUACAAGAUUUACAAUCUGUGUUCUGAAAGAUCGUACGACUGUAAAAAGUUUAAGCAAAGGGUGGCCACUUACGCAUUUGAAGAUCACAAUCCACCAAAACUUGAACAGAUUAAGCCUUUUUGCGAGGACGUGCAGUCAUGGCUAUCCCAAGAUAAAGACAAUGUUGCAGCAGUUCACUGCAAGGCGGGCAAAGGUCGAACGGGUGUGAUGGUAUGUUGCUAUCUACUUCACAGCAAACAGUUUCCCACUGCCACGGAAGCCCUUAAUUAUUAUGGAACUAAACGGACUCACGAUAGGAAAGGCGUAACAAUACCAUCGCAGAGAAGAUAUGUAGACUAUUAUGCAACUCUCCUUCAAGAAGGUGUCAGUUAUAAACCAGUGACAUUAUUACUACGUAAAAUACAACUGGAUCCAGCCCCUAUUUUCAACGGAGGUCAAGGCUGUUUGCAUUUUGUUAUAUCGGAAUCCAACAAAAGGAUAUUUUCUGAUGAUUACGAGGUUCGGAAAGGUACAUCCACUAUAUGCAUACCAUUACAGCACACUGUCGCUCUGACGGGAGAUAUACGGGUGGAAUUCUACAACUAUAGGCCAAAAAUGAAACGAAAGGAGAAGAUGUUUCAUUUUUGGUUUAACACAUUUUUCGUCCGUGAGAAAGCGAAUUCCGACUGCGACAAUGGCGAAUUACACGUUGAAAGGUCGGCGAGGGCAUUUAGCUGCGACGGUACGGCCAUGGAGUUACCCAUGGUUAUGUCGCAUGUGAAACCUAGAACUGGAUCAUUGGCAAGCCUCGGUCCCAUGCCGCCCACUCUUGUUUUACGGAUAGACAAGUCGGGAUUGGACAAUGCACACAAGGAUAAAAAUCACAAACUAUACAGUCCAGAUUUUAAAGUGAGUCUAUUUAUGCAUAGCGUGAGCGGAAACAUAUCGCCAGCUGUGCCAGCGACGACGAAUAGAGGUGGCGAUAGUGUGCAGCUGGGAAUGGGCGGGCAGGAGACACCGAGCGAGUCAAGCGAGGCGGACAGCAGUGAAUGUGACACCACCGGCGACGAAGACGGUUGGGAAUCCGGUGAGUCCUCUGCAUCCCUGGUGGUGAACCACCAACACCAUCCUCUUACACACAGCAGUAGCCGUACACACGUUAGCAGUCUCCGUCCGCGAUGCAGUCUCAAGGAGACCGCCAAGGGUCUGCUGUCGCGCGGCGACAAGAAUCGGAACAGUAACAGGCAGGGCGUCUCCGGUGCGAACGCGAAACGUUCCUCCGCUCCGUUCGCGCGCUCGGCCACUCUCGACACGUAGUAGCUUAACAAACGCUUUCGGUACUUAAGAACGGUCGGCGAUGCUUCGCACCGUAACGUGUUUCGCGCUCUCACGAAAUCGCGCGUCCUGCUUUUCUUACCUGUUUUUUUUUUUCUUUACGGGCGCGUAUUGGACGGCUUAGUAUGUGCAAAGCGACGAUUAGAAUUCGGAGUAAUCCGCUGUAAGAUAUUUUUGCAGUAAUCUCCGCCCGUUACGUUGCUCUUUUUCUUUUUGCACGGUCGUUCCGUUUUUUCCUCUUUCUCAUUUUCUCUCUCCUCUUUCACUUUCUCUCUUUUUCUCUCUUUCUCUUUCUCUCUCUUUCUCUUUCUCUCUCUCUCUCUCUCUCUCUCUCUCUCUCUCUCUCUCUCUCUCUCUUUUACUUUUUAUAUCGUGGGACCAUAAACUUUUUUUUUCCGCAUUGAUGAUUCAGAUGUCUUAUGAUUACAGUGCUGUUAACUGUUAGGUUGUUCUUCACGCCAAUAACGCUCGACAAUGCCAAAUUGUUAUCGUAAUUAUGCACCAAUAAUUUCAAGUAAAUUGUUUGAGCAAAUUAAUUGAUACGCCACGUAGAGGCCGAAUAGUAACAUCAGUGUAAUGUGGUUUUAAUAAGAGGAAAUGCACACUUUGGAAACGUCUGUGUGAGAGCAAACCAAUCUUUAUUAUUUUAACAUGAUAAAAUUCUAACGCGAUCUAUAGUGAGGAAGCAUAUUCUGUUUUCGUUACGAUUCAUGUCAUUUUUUUCGAAGUUUUUCGUGUUAUUAGAUAUGAGUGCAAAUGGGAUAAGCAUUUACCUGUUAAAUAACUUUUAAAACUUUUAAACACUUAAGAUAAUUAGCAUGAGGAAAAAAAACCGAGGCGAAUUAAUAUCGACAAUUUAUAAUCCAAAUACCGUUGUAGGUCAUUCAAUAGAAAAUACUUUGUACUGUGGAAACUGAUGGUAGAUAUUUUUCUUUCAAUGUUUUUUUCAAACAAAAUUACUUUAACUCGCAUAUUAGCUCAAAUAUCAAAAAUAAGGAAAAUUUAUACAGAAUCACGCAUAAAUUAAAUUCUAAUAACAUUCUGCAAUUUAAAAUAUGUUUACAUGUGAAAGUUAUGCUGUUUAAACAAAGCAAGUUUUUUUAACAAUUCAUGUAUUUUAUUGGAAUCGUGCGUAUAUUUGCGCACAAUUGAUUUCUCCGUCCAAUUAGACUUUCGGAUAAAUCAGCAAUGUCGCAAAAUGUCCAAUAAUAGUGCCUAUAACGUAAUAAUUUUUAAGAAAUAAAAAAAUAAUUUUAUUUUUAACGCGUGAAAUCACGAAGCAGCGUAGCACUUGCACUCAUUACAUUUUCUUUUGUUCCUUUCUUUAAUAUUUAUUUACUAUAUCUACAUUUUAAAUAAGAACGGAAAUAUCUAUAUAAUUUAGCGGAUUUAAUUGAUAGCGUUCUUUUUCUGUUCAGCUAAGACUUCAUUUUAAUUUCUUUAAAUAUUUUAUAUUUCUCUUUAGCAGUAAGCCGAAUGUAAAAAAAGAAAAUUAGAAAUGUAAAGUAGAUAAAAUUAAAAAUAAUUCCGUGGGCAUGUUGCUUACGGUUGAGUUGCUUAAAGUAGAAUUGCAUAGAGAACAAUCGCGAGCUUUCCCCAAAAUGUGUAAAUCACACAUAGAGUAGACAUAAAAAGGGAGAGAAGGAUAACAGAAUACGCGGUCAGGCUGCGAGCUAUCUUAAAUUUUUUGGUAUUUGUACCGUGGAAACUGAUGGUAGAUCUUUUUCUUUCAAUGUUUCUUUCAAACAAAAUUACUUCACUCGCAUAUUAGCAUAGGAAUACACGCGCGCACGAACAAUUUUCAGCUCGCGUACACAUUUCAUUCGCGUCAAAGCGUUCUAAUUUGCAUUCUAAUGAUAUUGUAUUCGCGUUUUGUGAUUUUAUAACUACAUAAUACAUAUACACAUACAUGUAUCUAUACACAAUGUACAUAUACGAACACAUAUACAUACACACAUACAUAUAGAAAUGUAUCAUGCAUGCAUAUAUACAUACACAUAUGCAUGUGUAUGUCUGCAUAUAUGUAUGUAUAUACAUAUAUGUACGAAGAAGUAUACAUAUAUGAAAAUAUCGAGAGAUUGUUACAGAAAGAUUUGCAAAUGCAAUUAAUGUAAUUGCAAUAGAUGCGUUUAAUGUAAUAGAAAUGCGUCGAGUUUAUGUACAAUCUGAAAAACAGCUAUCAAAAUAAUCAUAGUACAACUCCGGUCAACAAUUUAUUUGCUGUUAUAUUUAUAAACGCGGGAUUAAAAGCAGAGGCAAGAAAGAACGACGGUAAAAUACAGUUUUAAGAAGCGGUGUUAAAACUGAUAUUUUACUGAGAGUUUCCGGGCGAGUUUUCUUCGACACGCGAGUAAACCUUCGUUUAUUCGUUUAUCGACGACGUGGAAGUACAAAUACGUAGAAAUUAAUAUUUAUAUACGUCGUGGAAUUAAAGUAAGCCGCGAAUGCUGCUGAUUACUUGAUAGUGAUGUUUUGUACUCGACUUGUAAUAAUAUGACUUUCUCGAACGAUAACUCGGACUUUAGAUGUGAGUCCGAGACAAAGACAAAUACGGGAUUGCAGAGGCAGCAUGAAAGAAAAGGAGAGAAAAAAGGCAAAAUUUGAGUAUAGAUUUUAAAAUCGCGAAUGUUUUUCUAUCGGUUAUUUCUGUUUACUGCAUCGAGGGAGAGUUACGCGAUUUUAGAUUAAGAUACGUGACUAUCGUUGCGUAGAAUAUAUGUAUAAAAUAUGAAGAAAAAAAAACGUAUAUUAUUAGACGAUUGAAUACAUACAUACACACAUAUACAUACACAAACAUACAACAUAUUAGCUUCGGAAUCGAACGUUUGUAGUUAUUACAUAAUUAACUGUCGAGAUAUACGAUUCUUCUUUCGUUAUAAUAUCACUAGACAGAUUAAUUGUAUAUAUUAGUAAUUGUGUAAUUCGAUCAGCGAUAAUACACUACAGCAUUGUUAGUAUUACGUUAGUAGAUUUUUUUUUACAAAGCUAAGACUUGUGAGGUACGGUAUGAUAACAGCGCGUUUACCUUUCGCACGGAGUCAGACUUUAAUGAUACUUGGAAUAUCAAAGGAAAAGAAAGAAAAAAAGUGAGAAAAAAGAGUGAGAAGGGCUUAACACGUUUCUUCAUGAUUUUAAUAAGGCGAUUAUUUCUAACGGUUAGUAAAAAAAGAAAUGGACCACGUUUCGUGGAUACGCGUUUUGCUGUCUCUAAUAUAUAAUAAAUAGAAUUAUAUUUAUUACAUAAUAUUACGUAUAAAAUUGUUAGUUAAAAAAAAGAUAAAUGAUAAAGAUUUUCACGGGUGUUUUCUGUGUCCGUGUUCGUAAAAAAAAAAUAGGCGAAUUAGCUUGUGAAACGGCCAGGAAUUCGCGAGGUUCGCGAAAAAAUUUUUCGGAAAGGUGUAACCCUUCCCCCCUCCCCUCCCAUACACACUCCCGAAGCUAGAAUUAAGUGUUUAUUGCACAAUUGUGUAAAUACGUAGUCGAUUAAUUAUAUCGAUGUAUUCUCGUAAGAACUAUAAUUUUGAUUAAUUCGAUGUAACAUAUUGGGUGUGCUAGACUCGGCAAGUUUAUUUCCUAUGGUUUCUUAUGGCGUCAUUAAUUCGGAAUCGAUUUUUCCUUAUAAAAAAACAGAGAUCCUCUCGGGAAUCAAAUUUCAAAGGCUUAAAUAAAUUGUAAAACUUUAUUUAUUAUUUAUUUUUAAGUAGACUUUACGCAUCAGAUUUGUAAGUUUUGGGGACCAGUUACAAAUAUAUUUAAUAUUGGAAAUUGAAAACUCACGUGACAAAUAAUGAUCUCGCUUUUUAAAAAAUCUUGGCGAGGAAAAAUUGAUUUCAAAUAGUUUGAAGAAUCCAUAGGUAAAUGUUAAGCUAGGUCCGGAACAUUUUUACGAGGUCUAUAGACGCGGCAACAGCUUUGACGAGUCCCUCUUUGAUUUCUCUCAACACUUUUGUAGUCGUAGCAUUGAGAUUUGUAUUUGGACUUUCCGAUAAGCAUGGAUGUCGAAUGUAUUAUGACGUUGACGAAGAAACAAUUUAUUUCUUUUUUAUAUUUUCUUUUGAUAUCGCGAACGAAUAAACUAAUAUCGAAGCCCCGUUACGUUUUCUCCCCUCUGUCCCAUUCUUUCUUUUUUAUUUUAUUUUAAACUCUGUUUUCUCGUAUCAUUUUCGUUGCAUGUAAAUAAUUUAUACAAUUGCGACUACUUGAAAAUAUUGUUACAAUGUUUGAGACAUGUGUAAGAUCUGUAUAAGCAAGAUACGUCUGUUUUAAUUGUAUAAUAAUUAUUUUGUGAUACUAUUCGUAUACUUAUAUAUAUAUAUUAUCAUUAUUAGUAUCGUUGUUAUAUCAUUAUUAUUAGUACUAUUAAUAUGUUAUAUUAGAACGCUACUGCUACACACACACACACACACACACACACACACACACACACACACACACACACACACACACAAAAUACAUAUGUCGCUAUUUUCUCCAAUCAACCACGAUUCGCGAGAACGUCUUUACAAUUAUUACUUAACAUAAUUGAGAUGUUAACAAUUUUUCAUAGUCCUGCUAUGUUUACGAAUGUACUACUACGUUUACGAAUGUACUUCUGUAAUUCGAUACUUUUAAGGAUAAGAUUAUAUAUAUGCAUAUAUAUACAUUAUAUACGAGUACGUGGUACUAUACAUUUUGUAACAUUUUCUAUUUGCAGCGCCUAUUUCUGUAGAGAAACAUACAUGUUACUUUUUUCAAUUCUCUCCAAUGUUUUUUCUUUACAUUUUCAACCAUUUCUCUUUUCUCUUUCUUUUUCCUCUUCGAAAGGUUUGUUUGCGACAUCCUUAAUUGCAAUGAUAUUCUCAAUGCUUGAUGCCCUCCAACUCCUCGAGAAGAUCGAAGUGUAUUAUAAUAUACAUUCAAAGUCGGAUACACUAGAUUAAUUCUAUAAAGGCUUGCGUUUUAUCUAUUGCACUGAAUGUUCAUCCGCUUUUACAUCUAGUAGAAAUAUUACAUCUUGAUUCACAUAUCACAAUCUUGAAAAAUGACUGGCGAACAAAACUCAAUUUUUAAAUUUUGCUUGCAAAAUUUUUAUUUUCUGCAGAUUAAUAUAAUUUAAAAGUUUUUACAUUGAAUUGAAAGUUUGACUUGACAAGAGAUUACAUUGUGCUAGUUUAUAAAUUCUCUCUAAUACUCUAUUCUUUAAUUCUCUAUAUAAUCUAACAUUUAAAAUCGCGACAUUCUUCUUUCAAGUGCUCUUUACGUAUUCACUCAUUCUUAUAUUUACGUUACCCAUUAGAACACUAUCACAUUGUACAAACGAUAUUGUUUUGUAAAACAGGAAAUAUUUUGUGUCUCUACACUGCACUGUUCUCGAUUUAAUGCAUCGUUAUUGUUUCUGCAUUAAUAUGUUUAUUGCAUGUCUCGUCGGAAUGUAUACUGUUACAGGUCGCUAUCAUCAAUUUUUGUUACGUAAUAUCAGUGUAUCGUGUUGUUCGAUUUUUUAAGAACAUUAUAAUGUUUCUCAAAGUGAAGGUGAGGGUAGGAGUGACUAAUCGAUUUGAUAGACAUAAUUUUUCUUUGUCAAUCCGCACAUAAUUCAUAGAAUUAUCGCAUCGUUCGGUUGUAUUCAUUUGUACUCUUGUAUACAUGAGAGAUAAAUCUCGAGUUUUUAAUAACAGUGAAUUUCGAUAAGUUUUGCAAUCUGAGCGAAAAAAUUUGAUGAAAUCAGAGCGGAAGAAGCACUUUGCCCUCCACCGUCUCGUUCUUUAUAUGUAAAAACCGUUAACCCAUUGUGACCAUUGACUGACCGAUUGUGUCUCUCUGUAUCUGUUCACCCUUAGUGGACUUGGACCAGCGCGUCGGCCGGUAUCGUCUUCUGUCGGAUGGAGGGAUGAUAGAUCUUUUGUGAGCCCAUCGCCAAUCACCCUUAAUCAUCCUUCGACUUCAUUAAUAUUUAAUAAAUUUUCAGACACACACAUAUAUACACACACACACGACACGACAUAUACAUUGACACACGGACGCGGACGUUGUGCUGCAUGUCACGAAACAUCUUACCGCGUCGAAAAAACUCCACAUUUACGUUUAAGCUUUUGUACUUGAGUUAGUAUCCUUUUUAGGACCCGAGAGAACAAGCCAAUGUGAUUUUUUUCUAUAUAAAGAAGGAAAAGAAAAAAAGAUAUAUCGAGACUAAUCGCUUUCUUGCCGUUACGAUUCGACGUUGAUGAUGAUUUUACACGAUUUACACACGCGACAGAGAAGCGUAGAGAUUAGGCUUGCGAAUGAUUAUUGUUAAGAAUGAAUGUGGGAUAUGAGAAAGAGACAGAGAGAGAGAGAGAGAGAGAGAAGAAUGAGCGCGAGAAGAGGACCGAGUGAUUGGGAUGAAAGUAUUUAUUAUCCGUAAGAACCUAAUCAAAAUUAACGUAUUUACAGAUUUACUAACGAUGUACGGUUUAUAUUAAGCACAUUUUACUUUGGCUCUUUUCUUCUCUUUUUGUUUUUCUGUAAGCGAUACCGUUCAACUCACAUCAUUCUGCAUGGCAUACAUUUUUUUUUUCAUAUGGCAAACACAUAGACAAUUUUUGUCAUGUUCGAACAAGAAUCCAUUUUCAUUUAUUCCGAACGUUUCUGAGAAAAAGAAUAGUUUGUUGGAAAAUAUUCUACAAUUAUACGAAACGUUUCACGCGUAAGAGGAACAGCGAAUUAUGCUAUCUUAUGCACAUUGUUAUUUUAAAUACUUAUUAUAAAAAUAUGCAUACAGAUUUUUAAUCGAAUUUGUGUCGAAAAUUGUCUAUGCAUGCAAAAGCUUAGGGAAUUGGCGAAAUUUCUCUAAAUGGAAUUUUCAAUGCUAAACAUUUGUCAUAAGUGAGCUUGUAAAUUCUUGAAUACUAAAUUCGAUGACGGGCCCGUUUUCGUAACUAUUUUUGUCUAAAUGAGAAAUGAAAAAAAGAUUACUAUAGACUUCUCUAAGCAUUCAAAUAUUCGAAGGCAUUACUUCAUGAAUCUGUGCUACUUUGUGUACUACUUGUUGAACGAAGCAAAAAAAUGCGAGAAUACAGAACUUCCAAGCUCAAUAUAUUAACUUUGUACGUACUUUGUAGUUUAUCUUUCUUUUUCUUUUUGCUUGCGAACCUGUGAUUAAUAAUGAUUUUCCUGAGUUAAAAAAAAGAACAAGUAUACAGCCAAAUUUCAAAAUGACGACAAAUAUAGAAACAUUGUGUCCGUUAGGUAGAGGAAGUACGGUCGAAAACAAAUAAACGGGCUAUAUAUACAUAUAUGGCGUAGCGGAAGUGCAUGUUUAUAUGAACUAUAUAUAUAUGGACUGAGAUGGAAGAAAAGAAAAUGAGAAAAUAAUGCUGUAAAAAAACGAAUAUUUUCAUAAGAAUAAAUAUCGUAAGUCAAUAAUAAUAACGUCUAGAGAGAAUAUUGUAUGGAAUGCAAUCGCCAUCGUGAUUUCUUCGCAGAGAGAUUCUCAUCCGUAUAUAUCCUUGCGAGUCUCUCGCGAUUCGUACGCUUGCAACAAUCGAGCAAGAUUCGCAGGGGAUUUGUUGUGCUGAUAGAGCUCAAUAUUGACUGGUGUAUAACGCGCGUUUAAGAGAUCGAAAAUCUUUGAUUUUCAUUAACGCAGGAUGCUCCAAAUUCAUCGCACUUCAUUUGUGAUUGCUCCGGCGAAUUUAGGCUCGAUCUUUACUCAGAAAAAAGUUUAAGAGUAAGUAAAAUAAUGUUUCUUUAAAAUCAGCUUAGAAAUAAUUUUAUCGUUCAUUCUUCUCUCGAGGAUUAAUUUGUCGCAAUUACUUUUUAAUAAUUAUAUAUUUUUUUAAAUUCGUAUUAAACAAGACAUUCUAAAUUUGGGAACUUGUAGUUGAGAGAAUCGUGAUAUUUUAAAGAUAUUCUGUACAUUUUCAUGAAAUAAAAAAAUAGAAAAGCACAUUAUUUUACUUAACAUCUUUCGAUUGUUAUAGAAGGGUAAAAGGUGAUCGAUUUCUCGAAUUCUCUCCUCAUUUUGUGUGCGAUAUCCUUUUGACGUAAAUUUACAGCACGGAUUUGUCGUGCGCAAAAAGUGUACAAAGAGAAAAAAAAAAAUAUAUAUAUAUUCAUUAUCCUUCAAAUAUUCUUUCCACUUAAUAUUCAGCACUAAUUCAGCAUACGAAAGUGCUUAAUAAGUAUGUAGAUAUGUGCAAAGAUUUCCCAUCGUUGGAUUCUUCGUGGAUGUCUUUGCGCGUAUAAUAAGUUCAUACAGAAAGCUUACGCCGCCAUCCUGAACUUCUUUCCGGUGCGAUCCUUGGUUCGUUGCAUUAUUUUGUGUUGCAUCGAUAGAUGCAAUUCUAAUAACGCGCGUACAGUUAGGACUAUAUUCUAACAUACUAUGAAACACACUGCGAAACCACCUGCCAUGUCUCAGAAAAAAAUGUUACUACACCCCUUUACGAAUGCUGACUUUAAUAAAGUCUUCUUCUGAGAAUUAUGUGUACGUGUGCGUGUAUGUGAGGUAUAUAUCUGGCAUCUUUCACAUCUUUUAUAUAUAUUAUAUUAAGUAAAACAAAAUACAUAUAUUUUACACAUACAAAUACACACACACACACACAUCUGUCCAGAUUCGUGGUAUACAUUUAAAAACCGCGACUCGUUGCAUAAUCUCCGAAGGACAUCGUUCGCGGGCGAACGCAAUCGGCAAACGCUCGACAAUAUAGUUGACUUUUUCGAUUAAUAAAAUGUACAGACCAAUCUCUCUCUUACGACCAUUGUCAGGGAAAAUGUUGUUUGCACGGUUAUUUACUGUAAGUACGUAAGUACUGUAAGUACAGUAAACGGUAAUUCAUUGUAAGUUUUUCACAUGACAUGUUUUAUAUUCUUCUUCUUUUACAAAUAUGUGAAUUUAUAGAAAGGUGAUUACGGCAGAGUUAAUGUAAUUUAAUUUUUGUUCUUGAACUGUUUAAUUUAUAACGAUUGAUCGAUUAUUUUCUAAAUUAUUUUCAGCGAUAUUUAAGAUAACCAAUGUUAUCAUGCAACUUGGACAUGUUCUUCAAACAUAAUAUAUUUGUUCUCUUGCAACAAUGACAUUGAUUAUUUUGAUUCCAAUGUCGAUGAAUAUAUUAAUUAUUAAUUAGUAUUUGUGACAAAAUGUUAUUGAAUUUUAAAGAUGUUAAUAAUCAUAUAAUAUUCAGUUAAUUAUCAGUAAAUUUCCACUGAUAUAGAUCUUUCGCUAAUUUCGAAGGUUCUCGGAUUUUUCCUUGGAGCAGCCUUUCGUAAAACGAUGACGCCAAUGUUCCUACACGUAGCAUAAAACAAAACUGUAAAUCAAAAGCUGCGAUUUAAUCGAGUCGUUACGAUUCUAACAGGGUGGUCCAUUAGAAAUGUAAUAUACCCGUAAACAUAAUAUAAUAUACUUUAUAUAUAAACACAAUAUACUUUGGAUUUGAAGACACAAAUGGAAAUGUCCAGGACAAAGAGCCUUCCGCGCUACCAUUUCUUCAAAAUAAAAAUUAAUAUUUGCGACAAUAAUAAAAUACAUUGUCGUAAAAGUUUUUUUAUUACUGCUUUAUAAACGUCUAGAUUUCUCAUUUAAGCUCACGUCCAUAUUUCUGAUAUCAUUCGGAUGAAAAAAUUGCGAAAAGUUUUCUUGUAUUCUAAACUCCUUAGAUUUUAUCUUCGACAUUCUUUCGGUGCAUUUUCGAAUGGAAGUACCUAGAUAUAGUUUUUCUAAGGGACCACUCACGUCAGUCAAUCAUCAUUAUUUAUUAAUCGAAAAACGAAACACAUUUGAAAGAAUUCAUUUUCAUUGCGAAACACAAGGAGGGAAUAAAUGAGAAUUGAAAUAUCUCCCGUUUGUGCCAUUGAUAGCGAAGCCGACGAGGAGAGAAUCAACGAAGCCAUUUUUUUUCAACAUAACAAACCAAUUUCGUUGUACAAAAGUGCGUGUGAGAAAAACAGGGCGUUCCGAUUACCUUGCUAUAUACCUGCGUACCAGUGAUUGUUGCGUUUAAAUAAAUCUAAAGAGCGAACUCUCAAUACUCGUGCAAAGCGAGGAAAACCCAAGUUUUCCCUUCCGUUGAUCGGCAUACACAUGCGAGUCGCGAUAAAAGCGGCGCGAGAAACUUAUUUUUAACACUGGCGAACGAUUUAGGACCGAUAUUAAAUCUAAAACAGCAUGUGAAUUUUAUACGCGGUAUAUUAACAAUCGAUUUUUAUUAUUUCUACUGUUGCACGUAUGAUGAACUUUAUGACGAUUGCCACAAAAUUAACAUUAUUGUCGAUUUAUGACCUAGAUUAAAAGGCGGUCCAGAAAAAGAAUAACAUAAUAGUGAUGUAAUUUUUGAAUUAAUCAGAAUUUGAAGCUAGAAAUUUCUUAUUGUAUCUCGUAUAGUGGAGAUUAAAUUAUUAUAUAUGAAUUUUAUAAAGAAAAAUUUUUUACAUUUUAUUAAUCAAAAGAUGUUAGAACUUGCUGUCUACUUAAAAUUUUAUAUAUAAUACAUUAAACACUCUAAUUUACGCACAUAUACUUUUAAAAAAUUGUAUAAAAGCCAUUAAUGUUAAGUUACAAUUUUCUAUAUUUUUUUAUGAGACAAUUUGCUUACCUACAUUUAAAUUAAAAUAGUCGCUUUAUUUUCAAAGAGUACAUUUCUUUUCCUAAUCUCCAAUUUUUUUGGAUCGCCUUGUAUAACAAUUCAUAAACGCGACGGACAAAUUUUUUUUUAUUUCGUUACACGAAUGUGUCUACUCGACACUCGAUCUUUUUUCAUCUACACGAAAAAAAAUGUAUUUUUGUACUUUUUCCUUAUUGUUAAAUUGGAUGCAGGUAUGUAUGCCGUACCUCUCGAUGCGUAUAAGUAUAUAGGAUCUCAUAUUAUAUUAUAUAUGAAUAUUAAUUAACGAUUACGCGCGAUUACUCAUCACUUAUCAUUUAGAGUGAAACAAAAUAUGGAUUAGAGAUCGAUUUAGAGCGCGCGGAGCGAUCCGAUAAUAAGGUAUGUUUAAUUCGCCGAUUUUUUAUAUCGCACCAGUCUCGGUGUCGACGAGAGUAAAAAUUUUGUCAUAAAAUUGUGAAUAUAUACAUACGUUAGUUACUGACAAAUAAAUGUUACACGAUGCAGUUUGUGUAAGAA
Messenger RNA from Monomorium pharaonis (pharaoh ant), 13900 nucleotides. RefSeq names its product phosphatidylinositol 3,4,5-trisphosphate 3-phosphatase and dual-specificity protein phosphatase PTEN (gene Pten). Gene Ontology annotation, biological process: negative regulation of cell population proliferation; phosphatidylinositol dephosphorylation; protein dephosphorylation. Gene Ontology annotation, molecular function: phosphatidylinositol-3,4,5-trisphosphate 3-phosphatase activity; protein tyrosine phosphatase activity. The transcript has 9 exons. Bases 999 to 2801 code for a protein of 600 amino acids. The record is from RefSeq and is a predicted model, not a curated record. Gene Ontology annotation, cellular component: cytosol; plasma membrane; nucleus. NCBI's taxonomy places the organism in Eukaryota, Metazoa, Arthropoda, Insecta, Hymenoptera, Formicidae.